Messenger RNA from Knipowitschia caucasica, 2919 nucleotides. The record is from the annotation of a GenBank genome assembly. NCBI's taxonomy places the organism in Eukaryota, Metazoa, Chordata, Actinopteri, Gobiiformes, Gobiidae.
AUGCAGCAGGAAGUGUCCCUGCCUGACCCACAUAAUCAUGCUCUCACCACAGCCAGACCCCUCCCUCACCCUUUCACCCUGAUGGAGCAGAGCCACAGUGCGUACCUCCUGCAGCAGCUGCAGGAGCAGAGGAUCCAGGGCCUCCUCUGUGACUGCACUCUGGUUGUGAAUGGUGUCUGCUUCAAGGCUCACAAGAAUGUACUGGCAGCAUUCAGCUGCUACUUCAGGUCCCUGUUCCAGGCUGCUCCUCCUCACAGGAGUGAGGUCUUCCCCCUUCUGACUCAGGACGUGUCUGGCUUCGGUCAGCUGCUCGACUACAUGUACACAUCACACGUCGACAUCACAGCAGAGAACGUGACGGCGCUGUCUGAACUGGCCCAGAGUCUACAGGUGUCCAACCUUCAGACCAUGGUCCAGACGUUCCUGAAGCCGUGUGUGGUGCAGCUACACCCGAGUCCUGAGGAGGGCGCUGUGCUGGCGGCAGACUGCAUCCUUAGUAAUGAUGCGGACGUGCCCGAGUCAAGCAGCAAACCCCUGGAUCCCGAGCCCACACGACCCGAGCCCACGCGACCCGAGAAACAGCUGCAGCACGGGUACAAGCUCCGGGACUUCUACAGCCGCCAGUACUUCAAACAGCUGCAGGACACAGCCAGCGAGGCGGGUCAGGGCCCGGGAGACCCACAGCUGCAGCAGGGUCAAACGCAGAGCCAUGUUCACCCAAAUCCUCAGCCGAGCCCGUGCCCCCGAGCACCGCACCCAAGCACUUCACACACAGCAGAUCCUCUUACCAACCCACAGAACUCCAGGCCCCUCAUCCCGACCACCAUGCCUGAGCCGGUGUGUGAGGCUAUGUGUGCAGAGAUCCUCCCCCCAGGUCCCUCCCCUCUCACCCCUGGCCCCUCCUCUCUCCCCCCUCCUGACAGCAGCAGCAGCAGCAGUGCACUGGUGCGACCCAAGAAAACUGUGUAUCUGAAGAAGUACAAUUACCUGCGCUCUCAGAGAGCUCUGGAGGAGAAGAGCUCUGAGGCUCCAGCCACAAACACACUGCUGGAGAGCAGUGUGGAGCCACCAGCAGCACCUCCGUGUGCUGAGAAAGAAGAACAGGAGGUGCUGGUUCAGUCCCUGAUGAAGACUGGGGCCCACAGCCCUGACCCUGUCCCGCCAGCGCGCCCCUCAGGCCCACGCCAGUACUGCUGCAGCCACUGUGGGAAGGUGUUCAAGCACCCGAGUAACCUGGAGCUGCACAAGAGGUCUCACACUGGUGAGAAGCCGUUUCAGUGCAAUGUGUGUGGGAAACAUUUCUCUCAGGCGGGAAAUCUGCAGACCCAUCUGCGGCGACACUCUGGAGAGAAGCCCUACAUGUGUGAGCUGUGUGGGAAAGGGUUUACUGCCGCUGGAGACGUUCAAAGACACAGAGUCGUCCACAGUGGAGAGAAACCGCAUCUGUGUGACAUCUGUGGGAGAGGCUUUAAUAACAUGAGUAACCUGAAGGAGCACAAACGCACUCACUCCACUGAGCAGAGCUUCACAUGUGACCAGUGCGGGAAAUCGUUCAACACAGCGAGGAAAGUGCUCAAGCAUCGAGCACGCCAUUCUGGAGAGAAACCUCACAGCUGUGAGACCUGUGGGAGGUCGUUCUCAGGCUCCGGAGAUCUGCAGCGACACGUACGCUCACAUACGGGGGAGCGGCCGUACGUGUGCUGCGAAUGUGGCCGGAGCUUCAGCCGCUCAGCUCUGCUACGCCGGCACCGCGAGCAACACUGUCGCGGCGCCCCGCUGGUCACAGCCGGUACUGCACCCCCCACCGAGGAGCAGAGCAGCGCGAGCCCCGCCCCCAGAGACACGCCCCCAGAGGACCAGGCCGAAGCCACACACCCCCAGCCCCGUAGACUCCGCCCACAUGAGUCCUCGAGUGGGGGAGGGGGUGCACGGGCCGGGGAGGCGGGCCUUAUGUCAAGUCUGGAGAGCAGUGUGGAGCCACCAGCAGCACCUCCGUGUGCUGAGAAAGAAGAACAGGAGGUGCUGGUUCAGUCCCUGAUGAAGACUGGGGCCCACAGCCCUGACCCUGUCCCGCCAGCGCGCCCCUCAGGCCCACGCCAGUACUGCUGCAGCCACUGUGGGAAGGUGUUCAAGCACCCGAGUAACCUGGAGCUGCACAAGAGGUCUCACACUGGUGAGAAGCCGUUUCAGUGCAAUGUGUGUGGGAAACAUUUCUCUCAGGCGGGAAAUCUGCAGACCCAUCUGCGGCGACACUCCGGAGAGAAGCCCUACAUGUGUGAGCUGUGUGGGAAAGGGUUUACUGCCGCUGGAGACGUUCAAAGACACAGAGUCGUCCACAGUGGAGAGAAACCGCAUCUGUGUGACAUCUGUGGGAGAGGCUUUAAUAACAUGAGUAACCUGAAGGAGCACAAACGCACUCACUCCACUGAGCAGAGCUUCACAUGUGACCAGUGCGGGAAAUCGUUCAACACAGCGAGGAAAGUGCUCAAGCAUCGAGCACGCCAUUCUGGAGAGAAACCUCACAGCUGUGAGACCUGUGGGAGGUCGUUCUCAGGCUCCGGAGAUCUGCAGCGACACGUACGCUCACAUACGGGGGAGCGGCCGUACGUGUGCUGCGAAUGUGGCCGGAGCUUCAGCCGCUCAGCUCUGCUACGCCGGCACCGCGAGCAACACUGUCGCGGCGCCCCGCUGGUCACAGCCGGUACUGCACCCCCCACCGAGGAGCAGAGCAGCGCGAGCCCCGCCCCCAGAGACACGCCCCCAGAGGACCAGGCCGAAGCCACACACCCCCAGCCCCGUAGACUCCGCCCACAUGAGUCCUCGAGUGGGGGAGGGGGUGCACGGGCCGGGGAGGCGGGCCUUAUGUCAAGUGUGACGUUAUGGGGUUUGGCCAUGAAGACUCUGCAGGACACAGACUAA